Messenger RNA from Cryptomeria japonica (Japanese cedar), 1336 nucleotides. RefSeq names its product cinnamoyl-CoA reductase 1. Lineage: Eukaryota; Viridiplantae; Streptophyta; Pinopsida; Cupressales; Cupressaceae. The record is from RefSeq and is a predicted model, not a curated record. Bases 94 to 1071 code for a protein of 325 amino acids. Gene Ontology annotation, molecular function: oxidoreductase activity, acting on the CH-OH group of donors, NAD or NADP as acceptor. The transcript has 6 exons.
UUUAUAAACUUCAACAACUCUCUUCAUACGAUAAACUUUGUUAUUUACGAACUUAUCGAACAAGGGCAAGGAACGGGAAAAAUACAGAAGACAAUGGAAGAAUCGAGGAAAGAAAUCGUGUGCGUUAUAGGAGCAGGAGGUUUUUUAGGGUCAUGGAUCGUAAAUAUACUUCUCCAGCGCGGUUACAAUGUGCGGGGCACCGUGCGAGACGUCGGGGAUGCAAAGAAUGCACAUUUGAAAACGCUAGAAGGGGCAAAGGAGCGGCUUGAACUUCUAAAUGCGGUUUUGUUGGACUAUGACUCACUUUUCACUGCAAUCAAUGGGUGUACUGGAGUUUUUCAUACAGCAUGCCCAGUUCCUUCAUAUAGGGUGUCCAACCCAGAGGCAGAGAUGAUUAGUCCUGCUGUGAAGGGAACUUUGAAUGUACUGAAGGCAUGUUCAGUGGCCAAAGUGAAGCGUGUAGUUAUGACAUCAUCUAUAGCUGCUGUUAUUAUGAACCCAAAUAUACAUAAGGAUACGCUGGUAGAUGAAAGCUGUUGGUCUGAUCCAGAAUAUUGUGAGGCAACCCAGAAUUGGUAUUUCAUGGCAAAAACGGUCUCAGAAAAGAAUGCCUGGAACUGUUCAAAGGAGUUUGGCAUUGACCUUGUCACGAUUUGUCCAACUUUGAUUUUGGGACCCAUGUUACAGCCAACUAUCAAUGCCAGUUCUCUUUUUGUUGUCAAGCUUCUGACUGCAGGUGAUUCAGAUACACGCGAUAACAAAAUAAACAAUAUUAUAGAUGUCAGAGAUUGUGCAAAAGCUCACUUACUUGCUUAUGAAACUCCUGCUGCAGCAGGGCGAUAUUUAUGUUCAGCUCAUAAAAUUACAACCAAGGAACUGUCUGGCAUUCUUCAGAAGCUAUACCCACAAUAUACUUAUCCCAAAAAUUUUGUGGAUGUAGGUUCAGAAACAUCAGGAAUUGCCAGAUUAUCGAGUAGAAAAUUGCAGGAAUUGGGGUUGGAACUCACGAAAUUGGAAGAGACACUUGUUGACACUUUCGAUUGCUUUCAGAAAAGGGGUGUUUUAAAGUGAAAUCAUUCUGAACAUUUCAUGUUUUGGAGAGUUUGAAGCAAAGGUGGUCUAUAUAUAUCAUGAUGUGGUGUGUUUUGAAGUGAAAGUAAUGUGCAUAAAAACAUGUUUUGGAAUAUUCUGGUUGUUGAAAUACGAUAAAACGUUUGAAGUCUGUAGAUUUUCCAAGCAUGACACUCUUGCCUGCUUGUAUUUGCCAGAUCUGUUACGACUUACAGGUCAACAAUUUGUCACUUUUGACUUUUUAUGGAAGUAAAUCUUGUUUUUA